GAGAGAAAGAGAGAAAUUUGUUAGAGAGAGAGAGAGAGAGAUGUAGCUAGAAGGAGCAAGAAACAGUACCAGCAAUGGUGUGUACUAAUAGCAGUAGCUCUCUCUCUCUCUCUCUCUCUUUUAUUUUUCGUAUGCCCACCAACAGAACCCACUGAACCAACCAAAAUAAUCAUCAUCAUGAAACACCCUCUGCGCCCAGCACUCCAAAAAAGAAGCUCUCUCCCUCAUCAAAACCUCCCGUCCCUUAAAUUUACCUCUUUUAACACCACCCAGCUCUCAAACCCAGCUCCAACCUCAACCCACACACCAAAACGAUGAAACUUCUUUUUCUUUUUCUUAUCUCCUUCACAUUCCAGACCUGUCUAGUUUUCUCUGCUCCCACGACUUUGCCUCCUCAGCUACUCUCUCUUCUAUCUCUGAAAUCCGCUCUCAAAGAUCCUCUCUCCACCUUCCAUGACUGGGAUCCAACCCCCGCUUUCGACCCAGUUUGGUGUUCCUGGUCAGGCGUCAAAUGCCAUCCCAAUACCUCACAAAUCAAGGCCCUCGACCUCUCCCGCCGCAAUCUCUCCGGUCCAAUUCCGUCCGAAAUCCGGUACUUGUCACGCUUGAUCCACUUGAACUUGAGCGGCAACAACUUCGAUGGGCCUCUCCAACCUGCCAUUUUCGAGCUGGUCGAGCUUAGGGCCCUCGAUAUUAGCCACAACUUCUUCAACUCAACGUUCCCACCAGGGAUUUCCAAGCUCAAGUUCUUGCGCUUCUUCAACGCUUACAGCAACAGCUUCACCGGUCCACUCCCGCAAGACCUCGUUUAUCUCCGGUUCCUCGAGCAGCUCAACCUCGGCGGAAGCUACUUUGGAGGUACUGUCCCACCGAGCUAUGGUGGUUUCCCGAGGCUCAAGUUUCUGGACCUGGCUGGAAUGAGCUUGAACGGUCCGAUUCCGCCACAAUUGGGCUUCUUGACGCAGCUCGAGCGCAUGGAAAUCGGCUACAACCAGUUCGAAGGUGGCGUGCCCGUGGAAUUAUCCUUCUUAUCGAAUCUCAGGUACUUGGACAUUUCCAAUACCAAUGUUUCCGGCACUCUUGCACCUGAAUUCGGAAACCUAACGAUGCUUGAGGAGUUGCUGCUCUUCAAGACCCGAAUUUCGGGCGAAAUCCCGACAACUUUCGGGAACUUGAAAGCUCUAAAGGUGUUAGACCUGUCCCAAAACCAGCUAUCAGGGACAAUUCCUAAAGAAAUAGGUUCCUUGAAGGGACUCACCAGGAUCAGCCUACUGGAAAACGAGCUGAGCGGCGAAAUACCGGAAAAUAUCAGCGAGUUACCGGAACUUGACACGUUACUCCUAUGGACAAACUCGCUGAACGGAACUCUCCCUCAAAAGCUGGGCUCCAACGGCAAGUUACAGCAUCUGGACGUGUCGACGAACUCGCUCACGGGUCCAAUCCCACAGAACCUCUGCCUUGGAAACAAGCUCUUUAAGCUCAUUCUCUUCUCCAAUCGGUUGGUCGAUCAGCUCCCGACAUCGCUGACCAACUGCACCUCCUUGGCUCGGUUUCGGGUUCAAAACAACCAGCUCAACGGCUCUAUCCCAUACGGUUUCGGGUCCUUUCCGAACCUCACCUAUGUCGACCUGAGCGCCAACAAUUUCUCUGGCCCAAUUCCGGAAGAUUUCGGCAAUGCCAUCAACCUAGCGUACGUCAACAUCUCCCAAAACCAAUUUGACUCCGUUCUACCAGACAACCUCUGGAACGCCACGGACAUGCAAAUCUUCUCGGCCAGUUCCGCUAAGCUCAUAGGCAAAAUCCCAGACUUCGUUGGAUGUCGAAGCCUCUACAAGAUCGAGCUCCAAGGAAACUCUCUCAAUGGGUCUAUUCCUUGGGAUAUCAGCCACUGCGAGAGGCUUCUGUCUCUGAACCUGAGCCGCAAUUCCCUAACAGGUAUAAUCCCCUGGGAGAUCUCCACGCUUCCCUCAAUCACCGCCGUCGAUCUUUCGCGUAAUUUUUUGACGGGCACGAUUCCCUCCAACUUCGGUAACUGUUCCACACUGGAGAGCUUCAACGUCUCGUACAAUUUGCUAACCGGACCGAUACCCUCGUCCGGCACGGUCUUCUCAAGCCUCCAUCCGUCGUCCUUUUCGGGAAACGAGGGUCUGUGUGGGGGGGUGUUGCCAAACCCCUGUGUGACUGACACGUUGGGAGCAGGUGAGAAUGAGGUUCACAAGGAGCAGCCCAAGCGGACGGCCGGGGCUAUCGUUUGGAUAAUAGCGUUGGCCUUCGGGAUAGGCCUGUUCGUGCUCGCCGCUGGGACCCGCUGUUUCCACGCCAACUACAGCCGUCGAUUCAGCGAAGACCGCGAGAUUGGACCGUGGAGGUUGACCGCCUUCCAGCGGUUGCACUUCACGGCGGAUGACGUGCUCGAGUGUUUGUCCACCACGGAUAAGAUCCUGGGGAUGGGGUCCACUGGAACGGUCUACAAGGCGGAAAUGCCAGGUGGCGAGAUCAUUGCUGUGAAGAAGCUUUGGGGCAAGCACAAGGAGACCGCGCGGAGGAGAAAAGGGGUGUUGGCUGAGGUGGAGGUGCUUGGAAACGUGAGGCACAGGAAUAUAGUGAGAUUAUUAGGUUGCUGCAGCAACAGGGAGUGCACCAUGCUGCUGUACGAGUACAUGCCGAAUGGGAAUUUGGACGAUCUAUUGCAUGGGAAAAACAAGGGUCAGAAUUUGGUUGCUGACUGGGUUACCAGGUACAAGAUUGCACUCGGGGUGGCUCAGGGGAUUUGCUACCUCCAUCACGACUGUGAUCCGGUGAUCGUGCACCGCGAUCUCAAGCCAAGUAAUAUUUUAUUGGACGGUGAGAUGGAGGCCAGGGUGGCAGAUUUCGGGGUGGCAAAGUUGAUCCAGAGCGAUGAGUCGAUGUCGGUGAUUGCUGGGUCAUAUGGCUACAUUGCGCCAGAAUAUGCUUAUACCCUACAAGUUGAUGAAAAGAGUGAUAUUUAUAGCUAUGGGGUGGUGUUAAUGGAGAUUUUAGCCGGUAAAAGAUCGGUAGAUGCUGAAUUUGGCGACGGGAAUAGCAUUGUGGAUUGGGUAAGGUCGAAGAUAAAGGCCAGGGAUGGUAUCAAUGACAUCCUGGACAAGAAUGCCGGAGCAUCAUGCUCGCCGGUCCGGGAGGAAAUGAUGCAAAUGCUUAGAAUUGCAUUGCUUUGCACUAGCCGGAGCCCGGCCGACCGACCCUCCAUGAGGGAUGUUGUGUUGAUGCUGCAAGAAGCUAAGCCCAAGAGGAAAUUGCCCGAGAGUGUGCUGGGCGGUGGUGGUCGUGAUAACGGUGGCGGUGAUAUUCCUUUGGCACAAAAGCCUGUCGUGGAAUGUAAUUAAAUAUGAAUAUUAUUGAGUUACUGGUUUUCUUCUGCUUCUUUUUUUUCUUUUCCUUUUUCUUUUUCUUUUUUUGUUACUUUUCAAAUUGCGGGGGGAUUGGUAUAGGAGAAGUAAUUUUUCUUUUGGGCUUUCAAUUUAAUUUUCAUGUUUUCUUGCUCCA
Alnus glutinosa is the source of this 3525-nucleotide messenger RNA. Its product is annotated as leucine-rich repeat receptor-like protein kinase TDR. The record is from RefSeq and is a predicted model, not a curated record. Bases 315 to 3365 code for a protein of 1016 amino acids. NCBI's taxonomy places the organism in Eukaryota, Viridiplantae, Streptophyta, Magnoliopsida, Fagales, Betulaceae. The transcript is spliced from 2 exons. Gene Ontology annotation, biological process: protein phosphorylation. Gene Ontology annotation, molecular function: receptor serine/threonine kinase binding; ATP binding; protein kinase activity.